GGUCACCUCACGUAAUUGGAAUGAUCAUGAUGAGGAUGUACUGCUUACCAUCCUCGAGGAGAUGGUAGUUGAUGGUGUUAGGUGUGAGACCAGCAGUUUUAAGGCUGGUACAUUUGUAAUGGUUGCCAUGAAGAUGAGGGAGAUGAUUCUAGGCAUUAAUAUAGAGCCAAAGCAUAUACAAAACAAGCUAAAGCGUCUAAAAGAAAAGUAUUCAUUUGCAUAUGACAUGAUGAAUACCUCUGGAUUUGGUUGGGAUGACGAAAAAAAAUGUGUUGUUGUGGAUAGUGACGAUGUACUUCAGUUGUGGGUGAAGAAACAUCCUAAUGCAUCUUACAAACCAAAUAAGCUAUUUCCGUUGUAUCCACACUUGUGUACAAUGUUUGGGAGAGACCAAGCCACGGGUAGUACGGCUGAAUCAGCAUCAUAUGCAAUCGAAAAUAUGGGAUUGGAAAAUGAGGAUGGCGAUGAGACAUUCGAGAUGCCUCCGACUUCACCUACCCCAUCUCCUUCUAUUGGUACAUCAAGUGCAUCUCAACCUACUAGGAAGAGGAAGAGGAAUAAGAAUGAUGCUGAUGCAAAUAUUGUAGCUGUUAGCUAGGUUACCUUCCCAGCUUCAAACCAUGGGUCUCCUAUAUGAUCAGGUGCUGAGA
Molecule: messenger RNA, 650 nt
Organism: Pyrus x bretschneideri (Chinese white pear)
Lineage: Eukaryota; Viridiplantae; Streptophyta; Magnoliopsida; Rosales; Rosaceae
Exons: 2
Coding region: 62-598 (178 amino acids)
Source: RefSeq, a predicted model, not a curated record